Messenger RNA from Solanum verrucosum, 1138 nucleotides. RefSeq names its product zinc transporter 5-like. Gene Ontology annotation, cellular component: plasma membrane. The record is from RefSeq and is a predicted model, not a curated record. Bases 104 to 1123 code for a protein of 339 amino acids. Gene Ontology annotation, biological process: zinc ion transmembrane transport. NCBI's taxonomy places the organism in Eukaryota, Viridiplantae, Streptophyta, Magnoliopsida, Solanales, Solanaceae. Gene Ontology annotation, molecular function: zinc ion transmembrane transporter activity. The transcript has 3 exons.
UUCAUGUGUAGCAAUAGUAUUCCAUAAAACACCCAAAACUAUCAUUGGGAUCACAUAAAAAGCCCCUUUUUGACUUAGUUUUCUAUAUUUAAUAAUAUUAGUCAUGGUAAAGUUUGAAAAAAUGAUAUUCUGGUACAUUCUAUUGCUUCUUCCCGCCAUAGUAUUAGGCGAGUGUAGUUGUGAUCCGGAGGAUGAAGACAGAAACAAAAAAGAAGCACUCAAGUACAAAAUGGCAGCACUCGCUUCCAUUUUGGUAGCGAGUUCACUUGGGGUGUGUAUUCCUGUUCUGGGCAAGGCGAUUCCCGCCUUAAGCCCAGAGAGGAAUUUCUUCUUUAUAAUUAAAGCUUUUGCGGCUGGUGUGAUCCUAUCAACGGGGUUUAUACAUGUGCUUCCUGAUGCAUUUGAAAGCUUGACAUCGCCGUGUUUGGCAGAACAUCCGUGGGGAGAUUUCCCUUUUAGUGGAUUUAUUGCAAUGGUUUCAGCACUGGCGACUCUGAUGGUGGAUACUUAUGCAACUUCGUAUUAUAGUAAGAAAAAUUUGAAAAAUGGAGUGGUGGCGACUGAGGCUGGAGAUGAACAAGGAGUUGUUCAUGGUCAUGUUCAUGGUUCAGGAGCAAUGAUGGCUGAUUCGGAGUCCGAGCUCCUUCGUUACCGUGUUAUCUCUCAGGUUUUGGAACUUGGGAUAAUAGUGCACUCUGUGAUUAUUGGAAUAGCUUUGGGUGCUUCUGAAAGUCCCAAAACUAUAAAGCCUCUUGUUGCUGCUUUGACUUUUCAUCAAUUUUUCGAAGGCUUGGGACUAGGUGGAUGCAUUGCUCAGGCGAAAUUGAAGACUCGCACAAUUGCAAUAAUGGCUUUAUUUUUCUCGCUCACAACUCCAAUUGGAAUAGGAAUCGGACUAGGAAUAACAAAUGGUUAUGAUGAAAACAGUCCAACGGCUCUUAUUGUGGAAGGAGUAUUUAAUUCGGCUUCAGCUGGCAUUUUGAUUUAUAUGGCACUAGUUGAUUUUUUAGCUGCCGAUUUUAUGCAUCCAAGAAUGCAAGGCAAUGGAAAGCUUCAAUUAGGGGCUAAUAUUUCACUUCUUCUUGGUGCUGGACUCAUGUCAAUGUUAGCCAAAUGGGCUUAAUUGUUACCAAUAUAG